Messenger RNA from Aspergillus costaricaensis CBS 115574, 1754 nucleotides. RefSeq names its product GABA permease GabA. Gene Ontology annotation, biological process: amino acid transport; transmembrane transport. Bases 118 to 1674 code for a protein of 518 amino acids. Gene Ontology annotation, cellular component: membrane. Lineage: Eukaryota; Fungi; Ascomycota; Eurotiomycetes; Eurotiales; Aspergillaceae. Gene Ontology annotation, molecular function: transmembrane transporter activity. The transcript is spliced from 19 exons. The record is from RefSeq and is a predicted model, not a curated record.
CCUCUUCUUCUUCUUCCCUCCUCCCUUCCCUUAAUCCUCACUCUUCGACUCGCCCUUGUUCCCGUACAAUUCACAGGUUUUUACACAUACUUGGGCAAUUGAUACACCUCGCCCACCAUGAAAGACUUUCGGGGAGAUGAUGACGCCCAGUUGGCGGCCAUGGGCCACAAGGCCGAACUGAACCGCAAUUUCUCUAUGCUGUCAAUGUUGGGUUUAGCGUUUGCCAUUCUGAAUUCAUGGACCGCUUUAUCGGCCAGUUUGUCCCUCAGUCUGCCGUCUGGUGGCUGCGUUAGUGUCAUCUGGGGGUUGAUCACGGCUGGUAUCUGUAAUCUUUGCAUGUCGGCUUCGCUGGCCGAGUUCUUGUCUGCCUAUCCUACCGCUGGUGGACAAUAUCAUUGGGUUGCAGUUAUCUCCUGGGAGAGAUGGAUGCCCCUUCUUUCGUGGAUUACCGGUUGGGCGAACGUGACUGGCUGGGUUGCUCUCACUGCAACCGGAGGUCUUCUUGGAAGUGAACUAAUUUUGGGUGUUAUCUCGUUGAUGCAUCCUUCGUAUGUCUCUCAGCGCUGGCAUCAGUUCCUGAUAUACAUCGCCUAUAACAUUAUUGCAUUCCUCAUCAAUGCCUUUAUGGGCUCGCUUCUUCCCUUGGUUACUAAGGGUGCCUUUAUAUGGUCCCUUACCGGCUUCACUAUAAUCUGCAUUACUCUCUUGGCAUGCGCAUCGCCUAACUACAACUCCGGAGAGUUCGUCUUCGGAGAAUUCAUCAACGAAACAGGAUGGCCUGAUGGACUUGCUUGGCUGCUUGGACUCCUUCAAGGUGGACUGGGUCUCACAGGCUUUGACGGUGUCGCACACAUGAUCGAAGAAAUUCCGAACCCCUCGGUGGUAGGGCCCAAGAUCAUGAUUGGUUGCGUCGGUAUUGGAACCUUUACUGGCACUAUCUUCUUGAUUGUUCUCCUGUUUGUGGCUGGAAACAUCUACGAAGAUAUCAACUCCGCGGCCACGCCUUUACUGCAGAUUUUCGUGAAUGCGACGAGCAACAACGCCGGUGCCAUCUGCCUUCUCGUCUUCCCUCUCGUGUGUGUUCUCUUCGCUGCUAUCACGAUCAUGACCACCAGCAGUCGUAUGAUCUACGCCUUUGCAAGAGAUGGCGGUCUCCCCGCUUCUCCUUUCUUCAGCAAGGUGCACACCAAGCUGGAGGUUCCUCUGAAUGCAUUGUACCUUACCAACAUUCUGGUCAUUAUUUUUGGAUGCAUUUUCCUCGGCUCGUCAAGUGCAUUCAACGCUAUUGUGUCGGCUUCGGUUGUCAUGCUUGAUGUGGCGUACGGCAUCCCUAUUGCAGUGAACUGCAUUCGCGGCCGGAAGAUGCUACCGGAGAGGUCCUUUGUCUUGCCCAACGUCGUGGGCUGGAUUGCAAACCUGAUCUCGCUAGCCUACGUUUCCCUCACGACCGUGCUCUUCCUCUUCCCCCCUGACUACCCUGUUACUGGAAGCAACAUGAACUACUGUGUAGCCGUGUUUGGCAUCGUUAUGGUGGUGUCGAUCUUCCAAUGGUUUGUUGACGGACGUAAGAACUUCACCGGACCCCGGAUGGAUGUAGAUAUCAUCAGUGGCCAGGUAGCCCCCGGUGAAGGCACCGAUGAAGUCGUGGUGCCUACCAACUUCCAUGAGAAAUAAGCAGGUCGCAAAUUGGCGAAUCGGAUGAACAUGGGCCCGAGCACAGGUGCUCAGGUAUUUUUGGAAACCUUUUUUGUAUA